AUGGCUUCCCUGCCAGUGGUCUCAGCCCUGGAGAGUGGACCCACUGUGUGGCGCCCAUGCGUGGCAUUUCUCUCCUCGGCCGGUGGAAGCGAAACGCUGCAGGUGCUUUCAGCCCAGAAGAUCGCACGGCUCGCACGCGGCUUUCACGCCAUCCAUGGAAAGGAGGAACGAGAAGCUUUUCAACGUGCGAUCCAAGACAUUUUCGUGAUACAUUUGCCACCCCAUGGCCUUUCAGCCGUGUGGCGGCAACUGUGCAUGGCCGUCGUGUCGGUGCAACUUUGGCUUGGAGAAUGGACGCCCAUCGGUCUGCAGUCUUUGCAGCUGCCAAUGGCUGUGCUGAAGGAACUCUUGGCACUUCCCGCCUAUUUGCUUUUUGAUGAUGGUGCUCUUCCAUUGGACUCUGUGCGCUUGUGGCGGCAAGGGGCUCAAACCAUGGUGAACUCCUGUGAGCAGGUCUUUGGAGCCUUGUUGGGCCCAUUAAGCUCGGGUGAAUCCCUGCAAGUCGUGGCUGGCUGGCUGAAAGGAGCCAGAGUGGCCUUGGAGUGGCUGGAGGAGACAGAGACCUCGCCGGCACUCAAGGCCUUGGAAGAUCAGAAGGUGAAACUGCUGAUGCUUGCUCAGGCCUUUCCUGAAGAGGCUUGCGAGGUGGCGCAGCAAUUGGCGAGAUGGCCUUUGUAUGACGCCCAGGUUUGGCCCUUGUUGCGUCCCCUGCUGGAUCUCUUAUUGCCCCUGUCGGCUCGCCAACCUCGCUUGGUGCCUUUGCUGCCAGUCUUGGUCGAUUUGGCUGCGGAUCGCUGGCCACGGGCAUGUUUGGAAGUGCCAGAUGCCUUAAACCUCCAGGAUCUUGCUGUGGCCACCUUAAGCUUUGUGAAUUCCAGUGAUGCAGACGCAGCCUUGGGAGCGUGGCAAAGCUUCGCGGCCACGGUGCUCGAGGGAACCAUGGAGUGGGAAGACGAAGCUGAGAGGGGCUAUGGAUGCCAUGCUGAGUGGUGGCCACAUGAGGAGGCUUUGACAUCACCCAUUUUGCCAGAGAUGUUUGGGCUCCUGGCGCAGGAGCUUUUACGGUCCUUGAGGCUUCCUUCAGUGGAGGCCGCCCUCGCUCCGACCGAGCCACGCGCCGCUGCACAGAAAGCUGUCGCCGUGUGGGCCCGGCUGGUGGGCGAUUCGAUGGCCUGGCAUUCCGCCACCUGGGCGCCGCUGGAGCUCUUGGCGCAGAAGCUUAGGCAUGUGACCACGAGCGAUUCCUUGGCCCAGGAGGCCGAGGUGGUCCUUUGGUUCUCCUACACACUGGCAGCCAGCUGGGAAGGCGCCCCCGCAGCUGGAUUGCUGCUGGCUUUGCCACUCGAUAGCUUCUCGCCUGCCUGGCGUUCCCUGGUCUGGAUGCAGGCCAGUUGUUUAGCUUCGACGGGCCCUCCGGAGCUGUCCUUGCGCUUGGCGGAGUGGAUCUUGGAGCGGCCACCUGAAGGUCCCUGCGAGCUCUUGGAGGUCGUGGAGUCCCCAUGGGCCUCGAGCCUGGAGAGGACGUGCCGGCGGCUCCCAACGACCGCGCAAGGUCGGGACUCGCUGGCGGAGAAGGUCUUGCGCUUGGCUUUGCAGGUGCCAAGCUCUCUCCACCCAUACAGCGCAGAAGCCAAAGGACGACUCUUGCAGGCGUUGGGUCAUGUGAUGCGCCCUGACCUGGAUCGACUGUGCUCAGCGUUGAGCCGGGAGGUGCUUCCUCGGCUUUGCGGGAGCGUUCAGGCGGACACCUCCAUGAGCUGGUUAGCCUUGAGAAUGAUCCUAGCCAUCAUGCACUCGGUGCUGAAGGCAUCGGCAGACGCUCAGUGUGAGCAGACACUCAGUGCGCCCCUGAGUCUUUGUCGUGCCCAUUGGCGAUUCUUGGAGCUCUCAAUGCUUCGGGUGCCCUGCUCCUUUGACACUGCUUCAGGCCGGCUACAACCUUUGGCUUCUGCGAUGGAGGUGAUUUCAGCCGCAUGCGCGGUACCGUGCUUGCUGCAGGAAGCCCUCACAUUGCUGAUGCAGAGUGCGCGGGAGCGGGGGGCACAUGGGCUUGAGACCUGCUUGCACACCUUGGAGCAGGUGCUUCGAAGUUUGCCGGGUACGUCUCUGGAAGAGCCACCAGCCGUGAACGCUUUAGUGCAAACCAUUCAUGUGAUCACUGAUCUUGCCAUGACACUGCCAGAAGCCUUGCAAGACCCCGCUGUGGUGAAGGCUCUCUAUUCUUUGUGGACUAGGGCUUUGGCACUGGCACGUGGGCAGGCAUGUGGCGGCUUGCUGCGUAAAAGCUUGUUGGCCAAUUUGACUCUUGUUGAUAAGCUCUUGAAACUGCUUUGCAUCACUUUGCCACUAUUUGCAGCAGAUGUUCUGCUGCGGUGGCUCACAUUGCUUCUGCCAAGAAGUGCCACUGACAUCCAGGCUGUCACAGACGUGCUCGUGAACCAGCUGCCCAGUCUUUGCAAGUCCGUGUGCACGGCCUUAAUUGAACAGGGGUCAUUGACCAAGUGGGACUCGGGUUUUCUGGACGCUGCCGAGUUUCUCUACCUGGCUGCCGACACCUUGGCCAACUUUCCCAUGGCCUUCUGGGCCAGCCUGGAGGGCAUCGAGUGGCUGCCCCCAUGCAGCCGCCAACAGGUCUUCCAGCACGUGGAGCGGCGUCAUGAGUGGCCUAAGCGCUCUUUAUGGAUGACCACGCUGCAGCAGCUUCUGCAGGACUGCCAGCAGCAGAACUUCCAGCAGUCCAGCAAAGAUACUGCCCAGAGGACCCGGAGCUCGUGGGCUCCGCGCUGUUGUCCGGUGGUGGGGCCAGUUCGAUCGUCCUCUUUGUACAGCCUCCAGCUCAGCCUGGCAUCAGCCUGGCGCCGCUAUGCGCCGCUAUUCGCCAUGGAUGCAAUGACGUCACACUUCCUUCUGCGCCUGGAGUACGCGCUGCUGUCCAUCGAGCCCACUGUGCUGCCCAAGGUGGAUGGCCUACCACAGGAGACCAAGGCCGAGGCCGAGUCACUCCUGCGGCUCUUCAACGCUGCGCGCAGCGGGCGGGUCGCCGAGAUGUGGCAGGAGGAGCAAAUGCGCCCCAUGGCUGAGUGCCUCACGCGCGCCAAGGUGGAAGUGGCCCUAUCAGCCGGCGGUGUUGAAAGACUACAAGCCGAUCUGCUCAGUGUUUGCCACAGCUUCGGCUCUACGCCGCUGCUUCGCCAUGCACUGCUAGCACUGGCAGUGGCCUCCUUACAACACUUUUUGAGGGCCAACUGGACAGGGCCGCCAGAAGAGGCCGAUGAUGCUCGAUUGCCCUUUCAUCCUUCAGCCGUGGACGAGGAAGCUCAUCGUGCGAUCCUCGCAGCCUUGGAAGUCGAUGGCGAAGCGGUCUAUGAACUUCUUGCUUGCCCGGGGUAUUUGUGGCUGGCGGCUGUGCUUCUAGGCCUGGCUGGAUCUGAGAAUCAGGUGGGAUCCGGUGCCACCGUGCCCUUCUGGCGCGCUCGCUGUGCCUUCGCCUGGCAGCUCAGCGUCGCCGAUGCCUCGGAGCGUGGAAGUGGGCAGUGCCCACACCUCUUCCAGGCCUCUGUGGCAGACCUCCUGGGCGAACCGGGCGAUAGCACCAGCCCUUUGGCCACUGGCUUCUUCAAUCGCCAGACACGUGCGUCUCUCCAGAAUGCCGCCGCACCACUGCUGCGAAGCUACAAGAGGGGUGCUCGGCCACCGAUUGAAGGGAGCCCUCAGGUGAUUGCUGAAGAGGAGGCAGCUGAGGAGGGUGAUGCAUUGGAAGCGAUGCUGGGGGUCUUUGAUGCACCGGAGGACGUGUCAAACCCAUUGGUCAACGCUCCAGAAGCUAUCCGCGCAUGCAUCAUGGUGGAGGUCGCCAAUCGCCUUUGCUGGUACAGCCGCUUAAAGGUGUGGCCACUUUGCUCCCAGGCAGCCUGUGAGGCGAUGGGCUUCAGCUACGAGCUCACCGGCGUGUUGGGCACCAAACGGGAGCAUCAGAUCACCGAGUUCGCGCAGCUGGUGGUGAAGACCCAGACCAAAGAGAAGCUGAAAGGCAUUGAGGUGGAGGAAUUGGAUGGAAAAGCACCAGGGACCUUGAGUUUAAAGGCCGUGGAUGAUCUGACAGACGUGCUGGAAACGCCUAAGCUCUCGACUUCGUUGUCUGAAGAGGAGCGUCAGCAGAUUGAGAGGCCCCUUAAAGCGGCAGAGCAACUCAUCCUCCUGUCUCGCUGUCAUUAUGUGUGGGCCUCGAGCAAUCCCAAUGAUGAGAUGGUUUUGCAGGAGGUCAAUGCGCUAGCGCAGCGAGUGCUGAAGAAGCAAGAUCAACCACGCGAAGAGGAGGCCGCCGAGGGCCCAUUGUUCACAGUGAAUUGGUUGACCUUCAGCUGUGGGCUGUGGUUUCGAUGCCGCGCAGAGCACCACCGCAACAAAACCCGAGAACGAGCGGCCUUCCAGCUCCAAUCAUUGGUGGAUCAAUUCAUGGACGAGAAGCCUUCAGCAGCACACCGGCUGCGGAUGGCACAUAGCUGUGGCUAUCCUGCACGUUUUCACCUUCAACAUGAGGUGGCCACCCGCAUGAUGCGGAUGGGAAUGGUCAGCACAGCUCACGAGCAAUUCAAGAAGCUUCGCAUGUGGCCAGAAGCGGUGGAGUGCUUAAUCAUAGCAGAGCGAAAUGUGGAAGCAGAGGAUAUGCUCAAGGAACUCAUCGAGAAGCAUCCAUCACCAAGGCUUUGGUGCUGCUUGGGGGAUGUGAUGAAAGACCCACAGCACUAUGAGACUGCCUGGGAGCUUUCCAAGAAACGUUUUGCCCGAGCACAGCGGUCUCUCGGAAGAUACUACUUUGACAAGAAGCAGAUUGCGAAGAGUGUGGAGGCCUUCAAGCUGGCCCUGGACAUCAACCCUAUGUAUGAGGGCAUCUGGUUCACUUUAGGUGUUGGGCUCAUGCAGCUGGAGCGCAUGGAUGAAGCCAUGGUCGCUUUCUCGCGUGUUUUGGCCAUCAACGACGAGGAGCAAGACGACGACAUAUGUUGGGUUUGUCCUGGUCCUGGUCCUAUUUUAUACCUGUAA
This is a messenger RNA of Durusdinium trenchii, 5043 nucleotides long. The record is from the annotation of a GenBank genome assembly. NCBI's taxonomy places the organism in Eukaryota, Dinophyceae, Suessiales, Symbiodiniaceae.